Messenger RNA from Aspergillus eucalypticola CBS 122712, 773 nucleotides. Its product is annotated as ESCRT-III subunit protein VPS20. The transcript is spliced from 3 exons. The coding region runs from base 1 to 624 and encodes 207 amino acids. The record is from RefSeq and is a predicted model, not a curated record. Gene Ontology annotation, cellular component: multivesicular body; ESCRT III complex. Gene Ontology annotation, biological process: vesicle budding from membrane; late endosome to vacuole transport via multivesicular body sorting pathway. Lineage: Eukaryota; Fungi; Ascomycota; Eurotiomycetes; Eurotiales; Aspergillaceae.
AUGGGAAACACAAACAGCACCCAUAAGAUUUCUGCUCAGGACCGGGCAAUCCUUGACCUCAAGAACCAGCGAGACAAGCUCCACCAAUAUCAGAAGCGAAUUACCGUCUUGACAGACCGCGAAACCGAAAUCGCGAAACAAUGUCUCGCCAGGAAUGACCGCAAGCGCGCUUUGCUUGCCCUGCGUCGCAAGAAGUACCAGGAGUCGCUACUAGAUAAGACCGACAAACAACUCGAGCAGCUCGAACAGCUUACGGGGCAGAUUGAGUUUGCACUGGUUCAGAAGGAUGUUCUUUUCGGCUUGCAGCAGGGGACCAAAGUCCUGCAGACCAUUAACAAGGAGAUGGGUGGCCUUGAGGGGGUGGAGAAAUUGAUGGGCGAGACGGAGGAAGCGAGAGCCUAUCAAGAGGAAAUCAGCGAGAUGCUUGCUGGACGCUUGUCCACUCAGGAUGAGGAUGAAGUUGAAGAGGAACUGGAGGCUUUGCAGCGGGAUACGCAGGGUCCGGUUGUCUUGCCGAAUGCGCCCAGCUCUAAGCUCCCAGAGCACGUGGAGGGGGUCAAGGAGGACGAGCAUGCCGCGGAAGAAGAGGCCCAAGUCGAGGAGCGGACUGCAAUUCUUGCUUAAGACUGUGCCAUCCAUAUGAUCUCUUUCUUUCGAUAUUAGCAUUGCCGGCGUUGGUGGUUUCAGGAAAUUCAAGUAUAGUAUAGCAUUGUUAGAUAUGUUUCGCUAUUUGAACGCUAGCAACUAGACCGUCGAAACAUGGAUUGGCGUGC